Messenger RNA from Pleurotus ostreatus (oyster mushroom), 735 nucleotides. RefSeq lists its product as uncharacterized. Bases 1 to 735 code for a protein of 244 amino acids. Lineage: Eukaryota; Fungi; Basidiomycota; Agaricomycetes; Agaricales; Pleurotaceae. The record is from RefSeq and is a predicted model, not a curated record. Gene Ontology annotation, molecular function: double-stranded DNA binding; recombinase activator activity. Gene Ontology annotation, biological process: homologous chromosome pairing at meiosis; meiotic joint molecule formation; meiotic strand invasion involved in reciprocal meiotic recombination. Gene Ontology annotation, cellular component: condensed nuclear chromosome; DNA recombinase auxiliary factor complex. The transcript has 8 exons.
AUGGCCAGCAAACCCAAAACUGAUGUCAAGGUCCUGAAAGGCCAAGAAGCCGAGGACAAGAUCCUUGAGUACAUGAAACGGAUGAACAGACCAUUUGGAGCAGUAGACGUCGCCGCAAAUCUCAAAGGAGCCGUUGCGAAGACAGUGACACAGAAACUUCUAGUGUCUCUGGCUGAGAAGGGUGAACUAGUGCAGAAGCUAUAUGGGAAGACUACCUUCUUUGUCGCCAACCAAGCGAACAUCACCUCAGUUCCUGACGAGGAAAUAGCGACUUUAGAGGCCGAACGCAAACAAGUCGAAGAAGAAAACAGCCUCAAGGCAGCUGAAGCGAAGGCUCUCAUAAACGAGCUUGCUCGCCUAAAAUCUACUCCAACUAACGACGAACUCGAUACUCAAAUCGCGGACACAAAGGCGGCUAUUGCAAAGGCUCUGGCUCGACUGCAGCCCCUUCGAGGAGGAGCGACGUUAGUCUCUGCCGAUGACAUCGCCCAAAUCGACACAGAAUGGGUAAAAUGGAGAGCCGAGUGGACACGACGCCGAAAGAUAUUCACUUCUGCUUCCGCUCGUCUCCACUCCUGGACUCGUAGGUUCUGGCAACUUGCUACCGAUGCCCUCCCACCGCAGGACGCAAGUGCUCUGGCGGAAGACCUUGGGAUCGAAUUUGAUACAUCGGAGCAUCAGGCGCUAGAGCGAUCCCAUAUAUGCACGGCCAAUCCACUCAAACGGAAGCGAUAG